This is a messenger RNA of Solanum dulcamara, 1157 nucleotides long. RefSeq names its product ras-related protein RABE1c-like. The transcript has 9 exons. The record is from RefSeq and is a predicted model, not a curated record. Lineage: Eukaryota; Viridiplantae; Streptophyta; Magnoliopsida; Solanales; Solanaceae. Gene Ontology annotation, biological process: protein secretion; regulation of exocytosis. Gene Ontology annotation, molecular function: GTP binding; GTPase activity. Gene Ontology annotation, cellular component: plasma membrane. Bases 207 to 857 code for a protein of 216 amino acids.
ACCAAUACAAAGCUAAAGUUGCACCAAUCCACGCUUGGGCUUGGUAGAUUUUUUCUACCAUUUCACAAUAAAUAUUUUUUUCCCUUCAGCCCAAUGUCGCCGGCGACUUUCUGAUUGCUCGAUAACCUCCAUCUCUCUCUCCGUUCGAAACGAAUUUUCUAGGGUUUUGGAUUGUCGAUUCAAAUAUUUAUCAUCGGAAAAAGAAGAUGGCAGCUCCACCAGCUAGGGCUCGAGCAGAUUAUGAUUAUCUCAUCAAGCUCCUCCUCAUUGGCGAUAGCGGUGUGGGAAAGAGUUGUUUGCUUCUGAGAUUCUCGGACGGUUCCUUCACAACAAGUUUCAUCACAACUAUUGGAAUUGAUUUUAAGAUAAGAACAAUUGAACUUGAUGGCAAGCGGAUUAAGUUACAAAUUUGGGAUACAGCUGGUCAGGAGCGUUUCCGUACUAUCACAACAGCGUAUUAUCGAGGAGCAAUGGGCAUUCUGCUGGUGUAUGAUGUCACGGACGAGUCUUCUUUCAAUAACAUCAGGAACUGGAUUCGUAACAUAGAGCAGCAUGCUUCUGAUAAUGUCAACAAGAUUUUGGUCGGGAACAAGGCUGAUAUGGACGAAAGCAAAAGGGCUGUGCCAACGUCCAAAGGUCAAGCUCUUGCUGAUGAAUAUGGCAUUAAGUUCUUUGAAACAAGUGCAAAGACAAACCUGAAUGUGGAAGAAGUUUUCUUUUCAAUUGGUAAGGAUAUCAAGCAAAGGCUUUCAGAAUCUGAUUCCAAGACUGAGCCUCAGACAAUCAGGAUCAACCAAUCCGAUCAGGCAGGAACUGCCGGUCAAGGUGCCCAAAAGUCAUCUUGCUGUGGUUCGUGAGGCGAGUUGGUUUGAUUGCACUUGGAUGUACAAAUUUGGUGGGGAUGAAAAACUGUUCCUUGUGAACUUCAUUACCAUUUAUCUGCCGUUGGAUGGCAAGUUUGGUGUGUCAAAGGCUUUUCUACUUUAUAUUUGGAAUCUAUUAUCAUAUACAGCUUAAUAGAGCCUUUGUUUGGUCAUUGUUCUUUGUUAUCUAUGUCCUCUUAGGAUUUCAUCUCCUUUUCUUUUAAUCAUGAAAUUGUUAGCUUUUGCUUUGAUGUAGAAGUUGAAAGAAAAAUAUAAUGCAUGAAUUCUUACCUA